Messenger RNA from Scheffersomyces coipomensis, 1173 nucleotides. RefSeq lists its product as uncharacterized. The coding region runs from base 1 to 1173 and encodes 390 amino acids. The transcript has a single exon. The record is from RefSeq and is a predicted model, not a curated record. Gene Ontology annotation, biological process: CENP-A containing chromatin assembly; DNA replication-dependent chromatin assembly. Gene Ontology annotation, cellular component: nucleoplasm. Lineage: Eukaryota; Fungi; Ascomycota; Pichiomycetes; Serinales; Debaryomycetaceae. Gene Ontology annotation, molecular function: histone binding.
AUGUCGUACGACGAAGCCAUUACUAAGCUCCUUGCUGAAGGAUCAAGAGCAUAUUCGUCGAAGAAUUAUGACUUAGCCAGUGAAAAAUAUGGUGAAGCUUGUGAGAAAUAUAGUGAAGACAAUGGUCAAGAAGAUGCUGAUCUAUUAUUGACAUAUGGUAAAGCAUUAUUUCAAAGUGCUGUUUCUAGAUCUGAAGUCUUUGGGGGUACUGCUGGUAAUGGUUCUAAAGAUGAAGGUAAUGAUGAAACGCGUAAAAAUAAGGAAGAGGAAGAGGAGGAAGAAGAAGGCGAAGAAGAUGGUGAUAAGUUUCAAUUUUAUGAUGCAGCACCAUUAGCUGAAGAAGAUGUAGCUGAAGAAGUUGCUGCAGAAGAAGAAGAACCUGAACAAGAAGAUGCAGCUGAAAUAGAGGAUAACAAAACUGGCGAAGUACAAGAGGAAGAAGAAGAUCAAAGUGACUUUGAAGUUGCUUGGGAAAUAUUAGAUCUUGCACGUUCAUUAUUUGAAUCACAAUUAGAAGAACAAAGUGAAAAGAAAUUAAAACCGCCAUAUCUUAAUUCAGAUAAUGAAGAAACUGAUAAUCCAUUCAUAAUCCUUACUAAGAAGUUAUCAGAAACAUAUGAUUUAUUAGGUGAAGUAUCAUUAGAAUCAGAAAAUUUCCCCCAAUCAGCCACUGAUUUAGAAAAUUGUUUAAAUCUUAGAUUGAAACUUUAUAAUCCAAAGUAUUCAUCAUUAAUUUCCGAAUCACAUUAUAAAUUAUCAUUAGCUUUAGAAUUCUGUGUGGAAGAUCCAAAACUGAAAUCUAAAUCAAUUGAACAAAUGAAAUUAGCUAUUGAAUCAGUUAAAUUAAGAAACGAAAAUGAAACUGAUGAAUUAAAAAAGAAAGAUAAUGAGGAGCUUUUAGGUGAUUUAAAAUUGAGAUAUCAAGAGUUACAAAGGGAUGAAACUGAUGCAUUUAAGGAAGAACAAGUCAAUAUAAUCAAAGGUAUUUUAGGUGAAGCCACUAGUGAUGGAAAUGGUGGUAAUAGUGGAAAUGUUGCAAGUCUGGUAGUUAACACAUUAAGUGUUAAAAAGAAAGUAGCAUCACCAGCAGUUAAUGAUUUAACUUCUAUUACUAAAAAGAGAAAAGCAACUGAUAAAAACUCCGGUAUCGAAAAGAAAACAAAGGAAGAGUAA